AUGGGUCGCGUCUCAUGUGUUGAUAGGAACCGCUGUAGUCGAGUAAAAGUGCAAAUCAAUGGUUCCAGUGGUGAUAAAAUUGCUACUUCCAAUGGUAUGGUUAACUUCACAAUACGCUCUCUUAAGUCCAGCUUCGAGAUGCAAUGCGUUGCAUUAGUCUUACCUCGAGUGGAAAACAUUACGCCUACAGUGAAAGUCACGUCGGAUGAUUUGGCACAGUUUUGGAAUUUAGAUCUUGCCGAUCCACAAUUUAACGUGCCUCAAGUGAUCGACAUCAUACUUAGUGCUCAAGAUUACGCAGCAGUGCUUUUAAACGGUCUCACGCGUAGCCCUAUUAGUAACUUAGUUGCCCAAAACACGCAACUUGGUUGGGUAGUGUUCGGAGGUAGUUGUAACCGCUCACUUGACGCUGCAAAUAACAUAAUAGAAUGUUACCACACUCAAGUGUAUACGGAUCGAUUACUAAGACGCUUUUGGGAGCUAGAAGAGAUCCGUGAACAUACCUUAACACGGGAUGAAAAAUAUGUAGAAGACUUUUUUCAAAGUACAACUUGUCGCACGAAAGAAGGGCGUUAUGUCGUACGCUUACCGAUGAAACCAGAUGCCGACAUCUCACAGCUCACUUCCACGAAGUAUGAUGCCGUUAAGCUACUCCAACAUUUGCGACGUCGGUUGUCACGAGAUUCAGUCAUGGGCUCUAUGUAUGAGGAGUUCAUGAACGACUACUUGUCGCUUCAACAUAUGGAACUCAUUAACGACAACGCCAUUACUAUUUCUCCGGCCUGCUACCUCCCUCAUCAUGGGGUCUGGAAGGAAUCUAGUACUGCAACAAAACUCCGUGUAGUUUUCAAUGCAUCAAAGAGGUGCUGUAGCGGUAAGUCUCUGAACGAUUGUUUAUUCUCUGGACCUAAAUUGCAGAAUGACUUAACGUCGGUGGUUCUGAAUUGGCGAAGGUAUCGAAUUGCAGUAACAGCCGACAUCGCCAAGAUGUACCGCCAGAUUCUCGUGGACGAACAAGAUUUAGAUCUUAAGCGAAUAGUUUGGCAUUCUGAUUCUCAGGAAAAGCUGUCUCAUUUCCGCCAUAAAACCGUAACAUAUGGCAUGAAUUGUGCACCAUAUUUAGCGAUGAAGGUUCUACAAACGUUAGCUGCAGAUGAGCAGCACAAUUUUCCAGAAGUAACUCAAAUUCUGCUGAACAAAUUUUACGUCGAUGAUGUUUUGACAGGGGGCGAUAGUGUCGUCGAAACUUGCCGACGUCGUGUCGUAUUACAAAAACUUCUUCAAGCAGGCGGUUUUUCCCUACGUAAGUGGAAUUCCAAUUCCAGCGAAGUCCUGAAAACCAUCGAUUCGGACCAUCUGGAAGUUAAACCGUCACAUGAAUUUCAACUAGAGGGAAAAUUCCAUACUCUUGGUCUAGUAUGGGUCACUAAGCAAGAUUGUCUAACAUAUAAACUUACUGGCAUAGACUGCAACGAUAUCCUGCCGGAGGCAUUACAAAAAGAAUGGGUGCAGUACCGAAACGAGCUUAAAGGUAUAACAGCCACACGGAUUCCUUGCUGGCUUCACAUAGGCGAUCAAGAUGAGUCAUACGAAUUGCAUACGUUUGCUGACGCGUCUACACAUGCUUACGCCGCUAUAAUAUAUUUGAAAGUGGUCACAAAAGCUUCCGUACGUAUACAUCUUCUUAUGUCUAAAACACGAGUUGCACCACUUAAGAAGGUAGCAGUUCCUAGACUCGAGUUAUGUGCUACGACUAGCGCGCGACUACUAAGAAAAGUUCAAAGCUCCAUGAAAUUAGCCUCCGUGCCUACCUAUAUGUGGUCAGACUCCACUACAGUAGUUUGGUGGAUAAGAUCAGACCCUGGUAAUCUAAAAGACUUCGUUGCAAAUCAGGUCCAUGAAGUUCAAAAUUUAACAGCUGAAAGCGACUGGAAUUACGUUCGAUCAACAGAUAAUCCAGCCGAUUGCGCCUCAAGAGGACUUAACCCAAUCCAACUGUUAAGUCAUUGUUUGUGGUGGCACGGACCUGAAUGGUUGUCACACUCCUAA
Molecule: messenger RNA, 2049 nt
Organism: Rhagoletis pomonella (apple maggot)
Lineage: Eukaryota; Metazoa; Arthropoda; Insecta; Diptera; Tephritidae
Exons: 3
Coding region: 1-2049 (682 amino acids)
Source: RefSeq, a predicted model, not a curated record